UGCAUGUCUAAACUACUUCUACAGAAAUCCACGAGAGUGGGCGCCUCGAUACUUCGAGAUUCGGAAUCACCCUAGAAUCACCAGCUUGUAUAAUUUCACGAACCAGAAAACGUGGAAACAGAAAUUGUGACAAUCCGGCGGCUGUUGCCCGCUGUGCCCGACAGUGCCCGCGGGGUAUACCAAACAUAUCACGUUUUCAUAGAAAAAUGCCUGCGUUCAUAAAACCUAACAUGUAUAAAUAAAUGACUAAUAAUUUUACGAUCUAUCCGAAAGGGAAGAACAUGCAAUAAAAAAUAAGUGCAUAGCGUGCCGAAUUCGUAAACUGAAAAGUGUGAUAUUCGUUUUGACAGAAAACGCGCAUAGUUCGUGCGCACGAUUAAAUUGGGUCGAUGUGCGAAAGAUGGCGGCCACUGCAUGGUGUGUGUGAUAAGAUUAUAGCAGUUAAUAAUCUUGAAACAGUGUCGAAUAGUUAGUAGUAACAUAAUCAAGGAUGCGAAAAUGUGAUUAAUAAAAUUGUGUAUCGUACGAUCGUGUGUAAAUAUUGCAUAUAUGUAUCGUAACAAAGAUAUCAUCGUUUGUUUACGAGAGGGCUUGUGUAACACCGCGAUUGAAACCGUGUGAAGGGGUAAAGAAACAGACUUCUAGGUAUCGAGUGUAUAAUUUUGAGUUUAGGUUGUUCAUACUAAAGACAUGCUGAAGCAAUUGCAAAUGGGGAUGAGAGCGUUCCUCCUGAUGGCCUCCCGGGUAUGGACCUGCGUCUGCUUUCUCCUAAAGAAGCAGGUUAGAGCCGUUUCCCAGAUGCAACCAGUCAAAUAUGAAAUUUUUCCGUUGUCUCCUUUAUCUAGGCACCGACUCAGUAUAGUUAAGAGAAAAGUCCUAGUUUUGGACUUAGACGAGACACUAAUUCACUCGCACCAUGACGGUGUUGCAAGACCGACUGUCAGGCCAGGCACACCGCCAGAUUUUGUCCUCAAAGUCACCAUAGAUCGUCAUCCAGUCAGAUUUUUUGUCCAUAAAAGGCCACACGUAGAUUUUUUCUUGGACAUUGUUAGUCAGUGGUACGAGCUGGUAGUAUUCACAGCUUCAAUGGAAAUUUAUGGAGCAGCAGUUGCUGACAAACUAGACAACAACAGAGGGAUUCUAAGACGGAGAUAUUAUAGACAGCACUGCACUCCAGAAAUGGGAUCUUACACUAAAGAUUUGGCUGCUAUUUGCUCAGACUUAGCAUCUGUUUUCAUUUUAGACAAUAGUCCUGGCGCCUACCGAGCUUAUCCACAUAAUGCAAUACCGAUAAAGUCUUGGUUUAGUGAUGCCGGCGACACAGCGCUACUCAGUUUACUUCCAGUGUUGGAUGCCUUACGGUUUACACAGGACGUCCGCUCUGUACUCUCUAGAAACUUACAUUUACAUCAUACAUGGUAGCAUAGCCCCUGCCAGUAAAACCCAUAGAAUAGAUUAGAGUUCAAACCGCUAACAGUCUAGUGUGUCUAGGGUAGAAUUAUUAUUAAUAAUUAAUAAUAGGAACGUUUAAGCGCUACCCAUGAAAUAAGAUGACAAAGUUUUGCCUUAGACUCUCUCCACUUUCUGUGCUUAUCAGUAGCGCCGAUAGAAAGUGCACACAGCAAGCUACUGUUAGCCAUCACCUACGUCAGCACAAUAAGUUAUGUAGGGUAUCAUUUUUUUUCUGCUUUUAUGUCAUAUUCGCCUUUCACCUUUGACACGUGAAAAAUGAAAACAAAUUAUCAGGGUCUGUAAAUGCACGAUAAACCGUAAUUUCUAUUAGCUUUUUAUUUUAUUAUCGUCAUCAUUACUAAUCCUCUUUUCAAUUCCACUCAGCAAACUGAUAUUUUUAGUAAAUAUUUUACGCCAUUCGACGUAUGUAGCAGGCAAUGAUGAUCCGAAUAAUUAUUCAAGUAACCAUACUGCAAUAACGAAUUCUAUUAGCUGCCCUAGAAUCACUAGGAAAUGUGUACUAGAAGAUAUCUAGCUGUACGCUCACUGUAUCAGUGAGGCAGCGGUAUGCCGAUUAUACCUGAAGUGAUUAUGAAGAAUCAGACAAACAGUAAUAAUAAACAUUAUGAAGCAACAGAAAUAUCUUUCUUUGUUACAAUUUUUUAUUCAACUCAUUAGGGUCGCCGUUGAUUAAUUAUCGAAUCGUAAUUCGCUCGAACGAUCCAUGUACACGUAAUUUAAAAUUAACAGGACAAACAUUGUAUGUGGCAUGGAAAAGAAUCGAUGAGAACAUAGCUCUAUAUUUUGCCCGCUUAUCUUCUAAUAACCCUAAACAUCAUUAUUAUUGCAUGGUUUGUACAUAUUAGAGCGCAAAGUGUGUAUGUUAGUAAGGAUGGCCGUGCAUCUGUCGGUUUGCGAAUGUCGCGUGCGGUUGUGGUAUACGUGAGAUAAUAUUAUAGUGAUAUACAUGAGCUAUAAAUAUACAUAUAUAUAUACACGUGUAUAUAUAUAUCUACGUGGAUAAUAUAUAUAGAUUUAUGAUUAUUAAUUAUAUAUUAUUAUUAAUAAUAAAUUCUUGAUCAUAGUGACAAAAUAACUGGGUAUUUAAAUAAGUCAUAUACAAACGUGUGCCGAAUCGUAUGUCGGCUGUUUUUCUUGAAUAAACAACAAUGAUUCGAUCUGUUUUUAUUCGUAUAUUUGGCAAUUUAUCGUAUGACUGAAUUGUAUGAGUAAUAUACUAACAAUAAACCUGCGUAACAAUGAAACACUUUUCUUAUAUGUACAAAACAAUGAUCGUACCAACAUCCAUAAUAAUGCGUGUAAAAAAGUCUACCAUAAUUGUAAAAGAAUUGAUGUAAUGAAACAUUGUAUUUGAGACUCAGUAGUUGCCUCCUGAUUAACAAUUUUCAUUCAAUUGUUGGAGAAAUUGAGAAAUUAUCUAAACUUGU
Neodiprion virginianus is the source of this 2900-nucleotide messenger RNA. RefSeq names its product CTD nuclear envelope phosphatase 1 homolog (gene Dd). The record is from RefSeq and is a predicted model, not a curated record. The transcript is spliced from 5 exons. Gene Ontology annotation, molecular function: protein serine/threonine phosphatase activity. The coding region runs from base 691 to 1422 and encodes 243 amino acids. Lineage: Eukaryota; Metazoa; Arthropoda; Insecta; Hymenoptera; Diprionidae.